Molecule: messenger RNA, 6779 nt
Organism: Closterium sp. NIES-67
Lineage: Eukaryota; Viridiplantae; Streptophyta; Zygnematophyceae; Desmidiales; Closteriaceae
Source: the annotation of a GenBank genome assembly
GAACCAAGAUUUUACGCUAUCUAACCGUUCUAGAAACGAUGUAUACCGUACUGUACUUUUCUGUGACGUCCCCAGAAGAAGUUGUACUUCAGAGGAGGAGAAAGGUGGUUUGGUUUUGACUGGAUGGAGGACUCGGGGAAAUUGUCAGCGGUCUGACUACCUAGCAGAUCUCUGCAGUACGCUCCUAUAACUGAGGCAGCCAAUUUCAUAAGUGCGAGGAUUGUCGCCGAUGAUUAUUUUUUCUUCCUCGUUUCUGCGUAGUAAUCGGACUUCUGCCGUAGACUAGGAGAGUCGCUCACGAGGAGUAAAGCGCGGUUUGGGAUUAACUCUUCGGUCCAUCGACAGUUUUCUGUGUGAUGGGUGGAGACGAUUGUGCGGAAGCUGUAGGGAAGCCGAUUCGCAAGGAGCGGGAGGGGACAAGGGAGUUUCUGCUGUUUAGAGCGCUCAAAUGGCAAGACAACAUAUACAAACUCGGAGACGCUGUCCUUGUGUGGUCUGAUGAAAGCUUAAGCAAGACUGUCCAUGGCUCCCAGGACGAGCCAGCUAUCAACGACGAACCCCGUCCAUAUGUUUGCAUCAUUCAGGAAAUACGCCAGCAAGUGAGAGGCCGUGCUCUGGCGCCGGUUGAAGUCGUCGGUCAGUGGAUGUAUACAGUUCAGGAGAUUCUGGAUAACAGGCAGACGUUGCAUGGCUUCAGCAGCUCCUCAUGCUCGUCAUCACUGCCGUACAGCGAACAGGAGCUAGCGGAUCCUCGCCUUAUCUUCUACUCGUUUCACAUCGACCCGUUUGAUGCUGAAGCGAUUGCUGGAAGAUGCACGAUUCACGUGCUUCCACGUGUCAAGGGUUUCCCUAACGAAGAAGAAUCUGGCGGAUUUGUGGUGCACUUUGUCUAUCGCCAUAUGGAUGGACGAACUGUGGCCGUUGAUGACUGGAAUAGGAUGGAACGGUGGGAACGGAAGGAGAUUGAAGCGGAGUUGGAGGCAACGCGAAUCAGGCUGGAGAAGAUGCAGAGAGAAAUUUCUGUGAAAUUUAUGAAUUUGGCCCAGAGGAAGCGUGCCAGGGAGGAGGGGUCUGGAGAGGGGCUGGAAUCUGAAGAUGGUGAAGAUGAGCCGAUUUGUGGAAGGAUGGCGGAAUCGGUGAAGAGGAGGCGAGAAGCUGACGUGGAGAGCUCGGGUGAUGAUGACGAUGAUGUUCCAAUAGGGGCGAGAGUUGACAACGAGAAGGCAAGGAGGAGAAAAGUCGCCGAGCAGAGGGAGUCGUUACAGCAUAACCUGGCUGCUGUCAUGCAAGAUUCGGAGGCUGUCACGAAGUCUGUUCCAAAGGCUGUCAAGGAGUGGUCAGGCGUCGGUUUUAAGCGCCUGAGGAAGAUGAGGCAGCGUGUGGUAGUAGCUGAUGAGGAGAAGGAGGAGGAGAAGGAGGAGGAGGAACUUGGUGGUGGUGAGCUGGACGAAGAUGGCAGCAGGCUCAAUGGGAAGGAUGGAUUCUCAGGAGAUUUUUUCUGGGACCGGCAGAGUAGGGGUGGAGGGCUGGAUGCAGAAGGGGGUCCGGAUGCACCAAUGACCAAGCAGCAGACCUGGGAGUCUGUUGAGGAAGUGAAUGGAGAGCCAAGGGCAGUUGUGAGGGGAGAGGGAGCAGUGAGGAGAUUAGUGUCGUUAACGAGGGGUUUGGAAGGGAGGGGGGGGAGGAAGGACGGGAGAGCUGGUGCAGUUGCCCUUGGUCGCUGCUCCUUGGCUGAGGGACCCGACAAAGUUGGGGAGAACGCGUAUGGCGGCCAGAGGCAGGGGGGGUGCGGGAAGGGAAGAGAAAGAGGAGAAGUGAGUAAGGUUGGAGAGGAUGAGGAAAACAAGGAGACAGGAAAAGAGAGGUCGAGGGAAGGUGGAAGCAAUCUGGGAAGGUCGCAGAGUGGAAAACGCGUCAUGGCCUCAAGCAAUAAGCUUGGUUCUGCUGCGGCUGCUGCUGCUGCUCCUUCUGCUUCUGCUGCUGGCGCUGCUGGUACCAGAUACCGUGCUCCCAGUGCUGGACCGGGUCCCUCCGUUGCUGGCAAAGUCAUCCCCGUUACUGCUGAAGCAGAGAUCCUGGAGCGUGCUGGCUGCUGCACCGGCAGCCGGAAGCGGGACCACAUGCUAGAGUGGCUUCUCUCCGCCCUUCUCUCCUGCGCCCCCUCACCUGGGUCUUCGCCUGGCGCCACAACCACUGCUGCCUUUCCCACGGCCAGCUCCUCUGCUGCUGCUUCUGCUGCUGCAAUCCGCUCCGACCUCCCCUCUGCUGCAGGCGCAGAUUCUUGCAAGUACCAGGGACAGUUGGAGUGGGAGAUGAAGGCAGCAGAGGCGGUGGCUGGUUUGGAAAGGCUGGCAAAUGAGACGCUGGGAGAUGGCUUGGGGUCCAAGUAUGCGCUCAAGCUGAGAGCCGUACGAGCGAAUUUCAAGAGCGGGGAGUGCCUCUCUCGUCGGUUCAUUCUGGGAGAGCUCCAACCAUCAGUCGUGCUCUCCAUGUCACCAGAAGAGCUCAAGGAUGGUCUGACGAGGCGGGAGAAGGCGCUGAUGGCUCCUCCUGCCACCACGAGACCGGGGCGGAGCGAUUUUGUGCAGUGGGUGGGGAUGCGGUGCUCCCAGUGCGCCCUGCGGGGGGAACGGCAAGUGAAGGUGCUGGAUAUUCUCAACAGCCCCAGGGGCCAGCAGUACAAGCUGGAGUGCACAUCGUGUGGCCAUGAGUGGUUCGUCUCUGCUGAUGCUGUUCUUGCCACCUCCGCACCAGCAAAGCCUGCUGAUCGUGUCCAAGCUGCUACUCCUCUCGCUGUGACUCGUGAUAACCAUACUGCCGCCGCUGCUCCUGCUGCUGGUGCCACAGCUGCCACUCCUAUGGGUGUGACUCGUAACAAUGCCACCAGUGCUGCUCCUGCUCCUGCUCCUUCUCGUGCUCCCUCUCCUCCUGGUUUUACACGUAAAACUGCAACUGCUGUUGCUGCUGCUGCUGCUGCCCCUCGUGCUCCCUCUCCUCUUGGUGUGACGCGUGACAGUGCCACUGCCACUGCUGCUCCUGCGGCGUGUGCCACCGGCCCUGCUGAUAUGUCUCGUGGCACUGCUACUACUCCUGCUGCUGCUUCUCCUCCUGCUCGUGCUCCCUCACCUCCUGGUUUUACACGUAGCACUGCAACUGCUGCUGCUGCAGCUGCUGCCCCUCGUGCUCCCUCUCCUCUUGGUGUGACUCGUGACAGUGUGACUGCUGCUGCUGCUCCUGCGGCUCGUGCCUCCAGUCCUGUUGCUGUGUCAUGUGACACUGCCGCUACUCCUGCUGCUGUUGCCCCUGCUGCUGUUGCCCCUGCUGCUGUUGCCCCUGCUGCUGUUGCCCCUGCUGCUGUUGCUCCUGAUGCUGCUGCUCCUGCUGCUCGUGCUUCCACUCCUGGUGGUACAGCAGGUUUCUCUGCCACCACUGUCGCUACUGCCACUGCUCCUUGCGCCCCUUCUCUAGGUGCAUUCGGUAUCCCUGCAACUGCUCAUACCUCCACUCCUGUUGGCGCAACUCGUAACCUCGCCACUGCGACCCGUACCCCCAGCCCUCCUGGCACAACAGCAAGCUCUGCUGCUGCCAUUUCUGGUGUAGCUGCUCCACACACCACCGCUCCUCCUGGUGUGGCUCCAAGCCGCGCCUCUGCUCCCCUUGCCCCCAGCCCUCCUGGUACGACAAGCAAUCCUGCUGCCGCUGUUGCUGCUGUAGCUGCUCCUCGCGCCUUUCCUGCUCUUGGUGUAAGUGGUCAUGUGCCCACUCUUGCCGCCGCUGCUGCUGCCGCCGUUGCAGCUGCUGCCUCUGCUCCUGUUCGCGCCCCCUCUCCCACCCUUGGGGAAAGUACUGACUUCGUAGUGGCUGCUGCCCUCUCUGCUGAUUUCUCCGGGCGUGUUAGGUCAGGGAGGGUGUAUGCUGGUCAAGGGGAGUGGGUGGGCGCUGAAGGGGAGGGAGUCAACAUUGGUCAAGGGAAAUGGGUCAAUGGUGAAGGGAAGUGGGCUAAAGCUGGUCAAAGGGAGGGGAUUCAGUGCAACAGUAAGUCAAGGCCACGAAAGCGGUCUUCAGAUCAAGCUCCCGGACAGCAGUUGCGUUGUGAGCCUACUCAGCACCCAGAGGGGCCUCAACAGCAGCAGCAGCAGCAGCAGCAGCGUUUGUGCUUUCAGACACCCCUGCAGUGUCAGCAGUACCCGCAGCAGCACCAGCAGCAGCAUCUCCACGAUCGUCAGCAGCAGCAGCACCUCCACCAGCAGCAGCAGCAGCUACGGGAGCAAAAGGAGCCUAAGGAGAAUCAGCCUCAGGAUCUGCAGCAAGAGCAGCCGCAUCAGCCACGUCAGCAGCCGCAUCAGCCACAUCAGCAGCCGCAUCAGCUGCAUCAGCAGCCGCAUCAAUCACAUCAACAAACUCCAGCCUCUAGUUCAGUCCAAGCUCUUCACCGACUUUCUCCCUCCCAUCACCCUCGCAUUCCUGCCGACCUUCCCCCCCCCUCACACCCCACUUGUCAUCCUACAGUGGCCGUUUCUAAUCCUUCUCUUAAGCCCAUACCCCCUGGCUUCUCCCCUCUUUCCUCGCCCACACGUGCCUCUGCCUCUGUUUCCGCAGCUUCCCCCUCUGCUGCUGCUGCUGCUCUUGAUGCCCCUGCCACUGUGCCAAUUCCUACUGACGUUUUUAGAUCCAUCCCCCCUGGUUUCUCCCCCCAUUCCUCACCCACACACAUCCCCGCCUCUGGUCCAACUGCCAGCACUAAUGGAGCUUUCACUGCUGCUGUUGCUCCCUCUGCUGCUGCUGUUCGUGAUGCUCCCAUUCCCACUGUGACUGUUAGAUCCGUCCCUCCUGGUUUCUCCCCUCCCUCCUCACCCACUCACACCCCCGCCUCUCCUCCAACUGCCACCACUGCUGGAGCUUGUUCAGCUGCUUCCUCUGCUGCUGCUCUUGCUGCUCCUGUUGCUCCUGCUGCCCCUGCUGCCCCUGCUGCCCCUGCUGCCCCUGCUCCUUUCUUUGCUGCCGCCGCUCCUGCUUCUCUUGAUGCUCCUGCUACCAUGCGGAUUCCUCCUGUCGGCUUUAGAUCCAUCCCUCCUGGUUUCUCCCCGCCUUCCUCACCCUCACACACUCCCGCGUUUGCUCCAACUGCCACCACUGCUGAAGCUUCUACAGCUGCUUUCUCUGCUGCGCCUGCUUCUCGUGAUGCCCCUGCUACAAUGCCGAUUCCUACUGUCGGCUUUAGAUCCAUCCCUCCUGGUUUCUCCCCUCCCUCCUCACCCACACACACCCCCACGUCUGCUCCAACUGCCACCACUGCUAGAUUUUCUAUAGCUGCUUCCUCUGCUGCUCCUGCUACUCUUGAUACCCCUGCUACCGUGCCGAUUCCGACUGUCGCCCUUAGAUCCAUCCCUCCUGGUUUCUCCCCUCCUUCCUCACCCACACACGGACCUGCGACUGCUCCUACCACCACCACUGCUGGAGCUUCUACAACUGCUCCUGCUCCUGCUCAGGCUGCUGUUGCCGCUGCGUUAGGAGAAGCGGGGCGAGCAGAAUCAUCAACAGCAGGAAAAGUGGGGGUCGGAAGGGGAGCAGCAGCAGCAGCAGCAGCAGCUCCAGCAGGCAAGGGAGGGGCACAGCUGAAGCCAGUGGUGGGGCGACACCUAUCAACCAUCAUGGUGAGCCACUCUAAACCACACAGCAGGCCUACGAACCACAGUGGGCCAAUCGUCAAGCCAGUUAUGAGGAUUCCUGGGAGUGCUGGUGUGUACAAUGCUGGUGAUGCACCAGCAACACCCUCAGCAGCAGCACCAACGACACUUGCAUCAGCAGCAGCAGCAGCAGCAGCAGCAGCCAUGGCAUCACCAGCAUCAGAAGUGAUAGACUUAGAUGAGGAGCCUGACCUUACUUUUCCAAACCCACCUGACUUUUCACCUGACAGCGCUGACCUUCCACCUGACACUCGUCACCAUCCGCCUGCCCUCAAGCCAGCCUCGCCGCUGGCUUUACCUCCAACCCCUGCCAUGUGUCCCUCCUCUCCGGUAGUGAUCGAUCUAGAUGACAUAGCGUAGAUAGCUCCCAGGAAUAAGGUUGCUCGGAACAAGUCAGCCAAUGGGGGAGUAGGAGAGGGUAUGAGCAGCAGCUAGCAGCCUUCAUGGACCCGCCUGGUACAACAGCCAUGGCAAAUAAUCCACUCUGAUAGUCUGGCGUCAACCUGACUCGAGGCACUGAUACUGACGACUUAGGGGGGGGGGGGUUGAUGUGACAGCAUGGGGAAGGUGAUUGAUCUGACAGCAUGGGGGGUGGUUGAUCUGACAGCAUGGGGGGUGGUUGAUCUGACAGCAUGGGGGGUGGUUGAUCUGGCAGCAUGGGGGGUGGUUGAUCUGACAGCAUCCAGGAGGGGAGGGGGGUGUUGAUCUGACAGCAUUGGGGGGGGGGGGGGGACUGUCCUGACAACAUAGGGGGAGCUUGAUCUGACAUGAUGGGGGGUUGAUCUGACCACCUUGAUUGGCUUCAGAGUGGUUUCCGCAGCGUGUGUUGACACCUGAGCAGAGUGGAGCACGUGAGAGCCUGCUGUGCAAUGUGAUACUCUUUCAACUGGCAGGUUGCUACUAGUUGCCAUCAUCACUACAGUACAUCUCAUUCUUGUCUCAUUGUAGGCUGCGCUGUACACUGCUAGUGGUGGACUCAAUAAGUGCACUCGCAAGAGUGAGCAGAUGCUCUACUUCACUGUUGGUAGGGAGCAUGCCAUUAUGCUGUUGAGGAAAAGUACAGCAGACAUGGGUCUAAUGCAGUGUAUACUC